Messenger RNA from Hemisphaericaspora subhashii, 813 nucleotides. It is a transcript of the gene THG1, whose product is annotated as tRNA guanylyltransferase. The record is from RefSeq and is a predicted model, not a curated record. Gene Ontology annotation, biological process: tRNA modification. Gene Ontology annotation, molecular function: magnesium ion binding; tRNA guanylyltransferase activity. Lineage: Eukaryota; Fungi; Ascomycota; Pichiomycetes; Serinales; Debaryomycetaceae. The transcript has a single exon. Bases 1 to 813 code for a protein of 270 amino acids.
AUGGCCAAUUCACGAUUUGAAUACGUCAAACAAUUCGAACGAGAAAACUAUCUCCUACCAGACACCUACAUAAUUAUCCGAGUCGAUGGGAAAGGAUUUCAUAAAUUCUCCCAACAUUAUCAAUUCGAAAAACCAAACGAUGCUCGAGCAUUACAAAUCAUGAAUAGGGCAGCACAUAAGAUAAUGUCACAAUAUAGUGAUGUAAUGUUGGGAUAUGGCGAUAGUGAUGAAUAUUCAUUCUUGCUUCGACGAGGGUGUGAGUUGUAUGAAAGGCGGGAGAUGAAGUUGUGUACUUUGUUUGCAUCGUUGAUGACAUGUUAUUAUCAAUUCUUCUGGCGGGAGGAGUAUGGAGAAGAGAAGAGGUUGGAUGAGGAUCAUUUGCCGGUGUUUGAUGGUAGAGCGGUUGUAUAUCCUACUUUUAAUCAUAUUCGAGAUUAUUUUAGUUGGAGACAAGUUGAUUGUCAUAUUAAUAAUUUAUAUAAUACCACAUUUUGGAAUCUUGUUAUUAAGAAGGGGAUGACACCACAAGAGGCUGAACAGAGGUUGAUGGGAACUGUGGCGGCUGAUAAGAAUGAGAUAUUGUUUAGUGAAUUGGGAACUAAUUACAAUAAUGAACCGGAGAUGUUUAAGAAGGGGACAAUAUAUGUUAAAGAAUAUGAAGAAGAUUAUCAAGUGGUUUCUGAGAUUGGAUUAACGCCAAGACAAAAACAACGAUUAGAAAAGAAGAGAAAGAAAGCGAAGAUUGUCCAGUAUCAUAUUGAUAUUAUAAAUGAUAAUUCAUGGUGGGAUUCUAAACCAUGGUUAAUGGAAUAG